Molecule: messenger RNA, 1292 nt
Organism: Drosophila suzukii
Lineage: Eukaryota; Metazoa; Arthropoda; Insecta; Diptera; Drosophilidae
Gene: Adk1
Product: Adenosine kinase 1
Biological process (GO): purine ribonucleoside salvage; purine nucleobase metabolic process
Cellular component (GO): cytosol; nucleus
Molecular function (GO): adenosine kinase activity
Source: RefSeq, a predicted model, not a curated record
UAUUUCGUUACAUCAAUCAAAACAAGAAACACAAAAUAUUUAACAGCAUGAACUUUGGAUAGGUGGGGAGUACAGCCCAUCGGAUGUAGGAUUUUCAAAAUCGAGGUGGGAAUAGUGUAGGAAUGUCCAGAAGGAUUUUAGGCCUCAGCAUUAAAUCAUUUACAUUACUGCGAAGAACCCCGAUCCAUCCAUUUGAGCUGGUGAAUUUUUAAGGACUCGAGAAUUUCACUAGGAGUUUCUGCGAUUGCAAGGAACCCCGAAAAAUGGCUCCUGAGGGAGUCCUGAUGGGCUUUGGCAAUCCCCUGCUGGACAUCACAUGCACCGUCGAGGACAAUGUGAUCUUGGAGAAGUACGGCCUGGAAGCGAAUGCAGCCAUCAUUGCCGAGGAGAAGCACGAUGCCCUGUUCGACGAGCUGAUGAACAUGGAGAAUGUCAUCUAUUCAGCGGGGGGAGCCUCAAACUCCAUGAGAAUCUUCCAAUGGAUCGUGCAAACCCCAUUUCGAGCCGUCUUCACCGGCGCCGUGGGCAAGGACAAACUGGGCGAUCGCAUCGAGAAGAGGGCCAGAGCGGAUGGCUUACUAACACUCUACCAGCUGAAGGACGAACUGCCGACAGGAUCUUGCGCGGUGAUCAUCAAUGGCCCGAACCGCUCCUUGGUGGCCACUGGGGCCGCCUCGCUCUUCACCGAGGAUUGGGUGGACGAGGAUGAGAACGAGUGUGCCUUGAGUCGGGCCAUGUACUUCUACUUCACGGGCUUCUUUCUGGCCGUCUGCGCACCAGUCGUGGAACGCAUCGCAAGAAUGUGCUGCGAGUCCAACCGCAUAGUGAUCCUCAACUUCAGCGCCGUGUUCGUGCUGCAGAUGCAGCGGGAGGCACUGUCCAAUAUCCUUCAGUACGUGGACAUCAUCAUCUGCAACAAGGAAGAGGCCAUUGCCUUUGGAGACACCAACGACUGGAAGACGAAGAACGUCUUUGAGAUCGGUUCUCGGCUGCAAAAGUUGCCCAAGACCAACGUCCGCCCUCGCUUGGUCAUGAUCACGGAUGCCGUGUGCCCGGUCCUGGUUUUCCAGGAAAACGAUCGCAUCCUGGAGUACCCGGUGCCCAAAGUGAAACCUGGCGAGGUCUUUGACACGAACGGCUGUGGCGACGCCUUCGUCGGCGGAUUGGCCAUGUACGUCCAGAGGAUGCUGGACUACUGCAUCCGCACGGGUAUAUUCGCAUCCCAGCAGGUCCUAAACGUAGUUGGCGUUCAGAUCGACAAACUUCCAAAGUUCAGCGAAAAAUGCAUAUGA